Molecule: messenger RNA, 3389 nt
Organism: Nomascus leucogenys (northern white-cheeked gibbon)
Lineage: Eukaryota; Metazoa; Chordata; Mammalia; Primates; Hylobatidae
Gene: ENPP3
Product: ectonucleotide pyrophosphatase/phosphodiesterase 3
Biological process (GO): nucleoside triphosphate catabolic process
Molecular function (GO): nucleoside triphosphate diphosphatase activity; metal ion binding; nucleic acid binding
Source: RefSeq, a predicted model, not a curated record
GAAAUGGAAAGCUUAGAACCCAGAAGCUGCAGCCUGCGGAAAAUGCUGGAGCCGCAGUUGAUGUCUGUGAGCAGCUGAUCUUCUGGACCUCCAUCAGCGGCCUGCAGCCAGGAGCUGAAGCCACAGAGACGGUGUCUUCUCAGCUAUGAUAACCUCAGUGCAAAUAUUGCCCAAUCACUGAAGAGCUGUGAUCUUCCUAAACAGUUAAAAGUCAGGCACAGCUAUGUAACUCAUACAGUUUCUCUUUGCCAGACUAGACGAAAGAAGGAGCACUACUGUAUCCUGAUAAAACAGGUCUAUGCAGCUACCAGGACAAUGGAAUCUAUGUUGACUUUAGCAAUGGAACAACCUGUUAAGAAGAACACUCUUAAGAAAUAUAAAAUAGCUUGUAUUGUUCUUCUUGCUUUGUUGGUGAUUGUGUCACUUGCAUUAGGCCUGGGGCUUGGACUCAGAAAACCAGAAAAGCAAGGCAGCUGCAGGAAGAAGUGCUUUGAUGCAUCAUUUAGAGGACUGGAGAACUGCCGGUGUGAUGUGGCAUGUAAAGACCGAGGCGAUUGCUGCUGGGAUUUUGAAGACACCUGUGUGGAAUCAACUCGAAUAUGGAUGUGCAAUAAAUUUCGUUGUGGUGAGACCAGAUUAGAGGCCAGCCUUUGCUCUUGUUCAGAUGACUGUUUGCAGAGGAAGGAUUGCUGUGCUGACUAUAAGAGUGUUUGCCAAGGAGAAACCUCAUGGCUGGAAGAAAACUGCGACACAGCCCAGCAGUCUCAGUGUCCAGAAGGGUUUGACCUGCCACCACUUAUCUUGUUUUCUAUGGAUGGAUUUAGAGCUGAAUACUUAUACACAUGGGAUACUUUAAUGCCAAAUAUCAAUAAACUGAAAACAUGUGGAAUUCAUUCAAAAUACAUGAGAGCCAUGUAUCCUACCAAAACCUUCCCAAAUCAUUACACCAUUGUCACGGGCUUGUAUCCGGAAUCACAUGGCAUCAUUGACAAUAAUAUGUAUGAUGUAAAUCUCGACAAGAAUUUUUCACUUUCUUCAAAGGAACAAAAUAAUCCAGCCUGGUGGCAUGGGCAACCAAUGUGGCUGACAGCAAUGUAUCAAGGUUUAAAAGCCGCUACCUACUUUUGGCCUGGAUCAGAAGCGGCUAUAAAUGGCUCCUUUCCUUCCAUAUACAUGCCUUACAACGGAAGUGUCCCAUUUGAAGAGAGGAUUUCUACACUGUUAAAAUGGCUGGACCUGCCCAAAGCUGAAAGACCCAGGUUUUAUACCAUGUAUUUUGAAGAACCUGAUUCCUCUGGACAUGCAGGUGGACCAGUCAGUGCCAGAGUAAUUAAAGCCUUACAGGUAGUAGAUCAUGCUUUUGGGAUGUUGAUGGAAGGCCUGAAGCAGCGGAAUUUGCACAACUGUGUCAAUAUCAUCCUUCUGGCUGACCACGGAAUGGACCAGACUUAUUGUGACAAGAUGGAAUACAUGACUGAUUAUUUUCCCAGAAUAAACUUCUACAUGUACGAAGGGCCUGCCCCCCGCAUCCGAGCUCUUAAUAUACCUCAUGACUUUUUUAGUUUUAAUUCUGAAGAAAUUGUUAGAAACCUCAGUUGUCAGAAACCUGAUCAGCAUUUCAAACCCUAUUUGACUCCUGAUUUGCCAAAGCGACUACACUAUGCCAAGAACAUCAGAAUCGACAAAGUUCAUCUCUUUGUGGAUCGACAGUGGCUGGCUGUUAGGAGUAAAUCAAAUACAAAUUGUGGAGGAGGCAACCAUGGUUAUAACAAUGAGUUUAGGAGCAUGGAGGCUAUCUUUCUGGCACAUGGACCCAGUUUUAAAGAGAAGAUUGAAGUUGAACCAUUUGAAAAUAUUGAAGUCUAUAACCUAAUGUGUGAUCUUCUACACAUUCAACCAGCACCAAACAAUGGAACCCAUGGUAGUUUAAACCAUCUUCUGAAGGUGCCUUUUUAUGAACCAUCCCAUGCAGAGGAGGUGUCAAAGUUUUCUGUUUGUGGCUUUGCUAAUCCAUUGCCCACAGAGUCUCUUGACUGUUCAUGCCCUCACCUACAAAAUAGUAUUCAGCUGGAACAAGUGAAUCAAAUGCUAAAUCUCACCCAAGAAGAAAUAACAGCAACAGUGAAAGUAAAUUUGCCAUUUGGGAGGCCUAGAGUACUGCAGAAGAACGUGGACCACUGUCUCCUUUACCACAGGGAAUAUGUCAGUGGAUUUGGAAAAGCUAUGAGGAUGCCCAUGUGGAGUUCAUACACAGUCCCUCAGUUGGGAGACACAUCGCCUCUUCCUCCCACUGUCCCAGACUGUCUGCGGGCUGAUGUCAGGGUUCCUCCUUCUGAGAGCCAAAAAUGUUCCUUCUAUUUAGCAGACGAGAAUAUCACCCACGGCUUCCUCUAUCCUCCUGCCAGCAAUAGAACAUCAGAUAGCCAAUAUGAUGCUUUAAUUAUGAGCAAUUUGGUACCUAUGUAUGAAGAAUUCAGAAAAAUGUGGGACUACUUCCACAGUGUUCUUCUUAUAAAACAUGCCACAGAAAGAAAUGGAGUAAAUGUGGUUAGUGGACCAAUAUUUGAUUAUAAUUAUGAUGGCCAUUUUGAUACUCCAGAUGAAAUUACUGAACAUUUAGCCAACACUGAUGUUCCCAUCCCAACGCACUACUUUGUGGUGCUGACCAGUUGUAAAAACAAGAGCCACACACCGGAAAACUGCCCUGGGUGGCUGGACGUCCUACCUUUUAUCAUCCCUCACCGACCUACCAACGUGGAGAGCUGCCCUGAAGGUAAAUCGGAAGCUCUUUGGGUUGAAGAAAGAUUUACAGCUCACAUUGCCCGGGUCCGCGAUGUAGAACUUCUCACUGGGCUUGACUUCUAUCAGGAUAAAGUGCAGCCUGUCUCUGAAAUUUUGCAACUAAAGACAUAUUUACCAACAUUUGAAACAAUGAUUUAACUUAAUAAUGUCUACUUAAUGUAUAAUUUACCGUAUAAAGUAAUUUUGGCAAAAUAUAAAUGUUUUUUUUCUGGAGAAUUGUAAAAUAAAAUUUUCUAUUUUUCCUUAAGUCCCCUAAAAGCCAUAAUUUUUAUUAUUCCCUUUUCUCUUUUUCAUUCCUAUGAAUAUGUAUUAUUUUAAAGUUUUAUUAUUCACACAGAGAUGAUGCUAUAUUACACCUUCCCUUUUUUGUUGGUUUUUUAAACUCUAAUCUCAUGACAGAUUAUACCUUCCUUAUUACUUGUUUUAUCUCACUCAGAAUCUUUGUAUUUUUCUGCCCAGAAUUAUCUAAACAAAAGGGAGAACAAAAGAAGUAUGUCUCACUUGGGAACUGAAUCAACUCUAAAUCAAUUUUGUCACAAAACUUUUUGUAUUUGACUGGCAAUGCUGAUUAAAAUUAAAAAUGCACA